GAGGUCUCCACCCCCAGCACGGCGAGCCACCCGCGGAACCCGUGGCUCGGGUUCGACAACGACAGGGACUCCUGCGACUCGAGCUCCAAGGCCUCGCGCGGCAGCUGGUCGCCCGGGAGCUGCGGCUACCCCACGCUGCCCCGGCAGCAGUGGCCGGGCUGGCCCAACUCCUGCGUCCCGCAGGUGCCCUCGCUGCGCGACUGGGAGGUGCCGCCCUCCGGGCGCUGCGGCGCCCCGGGCGCGGGCCACGAGAAGGUCGACGAGUGGGGGCGGCCGGGCAGCCCCGUCCACGGGCCCCUCGGCCUGGAGCAUUUCGACCUCGUCCAGACCGUCGGCACCGGCUUCCUGGGCCGCGUCAGCGUGGUGAAGAUGAGGAGGCCCCACGGUGCCUCUCCGCCACUGGUGCUGAAGGUCAUGGAGAAGAGCACCGUGCUGGCGAAGAAGCAGGUGCAGCACGUCCUCAACGAGAGGCAGAUCCUGAGCAGCAUCCGGCACCCGUUCUGCGUCAGCCUGGUCGCCAGCUUCCAGGCCUCGCGCCCGAGGAAGGAGAGGACCAGCACGCGGCGGGGUCGUUCAGGAGCUGACGCAGAUCGCCGCGCCCUCGCCAAGCAGAAGGAGCUGGACCUCCACGCGCAGCUCUACGGCAUCCACGUGCAGGCCAGGAUGCUCGAGGAGGCGUCCACCGGCACAGGCUCGGCAGGUUCGGACACCUCCGACGCGAGCAGCGAGAGCGACGGCUGGGAGGCCCCCGAGUUCGGCCAGGCCCCCCCUGCGGGCCCCGCAGGUCGCGUCGCGGCGAGGUUCGACGACAUGGACGUCGACCCCUUCGAGGACCUUGCCGCGGAGCAGUUCGAGGAUUUCGAGAGCGGCCCGCCCGAGGAGCCCUCCGAGGUCGCGGCCGCCCCGCCUCCCCGCAGUCGCGGCGGCAGCGGGGGGCAGUGCCCUUGGCUGCUGGAGGACGCGGUCUGGCGCGAUACGGCCGCUGGCCCUCGCGAGGCUGCCCCAGCGCCUCAGGGGCAGGACGAGACGGCGGCCCUUCUGGUCGGCGGCCCCCACCUGGUGCAGCUCAGCUCCCAGUGCGCCGACUGGGCAGCCCACGUUGAGCGCGCCAUCUGCCGCCAGCACGGCCAGCAGUACGCAGGCAGCGUCUCACGCAGCAAAAGGGCCCAGCUGGUGGAGGCUGCCGCCACGCAGGGCACGAGCGCCAUGACGAGGAAGGAACCCCUGCGCGGGGCAGCAGCGCGUUGGUGGGCCUCAGUGGCAGCGCUCUUCGGUCGGAUUGGCAAGCUCCGACGGCGCAGCAAGAAGGCAGUCGAGGACAGGCUGCUUCUGCGCGCAGCAGGGCGCGAGCUGAGCCAGCACGUCCCUGCGCAGGCCAAGAGCCUCGACCUCAGCCCGCAGUGGCUGGCUCGAGGCCUUUGGCCGAAGGUCAGCGAGCUACCCCCCCUCGCGCAGGAAGGCGAGGUGAGGACAGGGCAGGAGCAGCCGUUGACCCCAGCGCCGACACCGCCGCCUUCGCCGCCUGAGCUUAACAGUGGGCGCCCUCUACCACCGCAGGUGCAGAGAGGUGAGAUCGAGCCGCCUACACUAGGCGAGAACUGGAGUUCGGUAGGGCGCGAAGUGCGAAGGUGUCCUGGCAGCAGGCGGACACCCAGGUUCAGCGCCCUGGUCGCUAGCCUGGAGGACGCGCACGCCGCCUUCUGGCUCAGGGGCCUCCUUCCCGCCAGCUGGACGGAGGUCAGCGCCCCGCCCGACGGCGACUCGUGGAUCUUCUUGCAGGGCCAUCGGGCUGGCAGCGUGGCCCCUGGCGAGUUCGGGCGGGGCUCCGAGCUCGCCCCCCUCAUCCUCUUCGGCGAGGCCAGCGGGGGCCCUGAAGGGCAGGUGCCCCAUCUUCGUCGGGUCGGGCUCGCCGUGGCCAGGAUCCAACUGCUCAACGGCAUGCUGGAGCGGGCCGUCUGGGGCAGCCUCAGCGGCCCCGUGCAGACCGUGCACCGCGGGGAGCUGCGCGCGCUGGUGCUUGCCGCGCAGGGCUCCCUCGGGCCGACGGUCUUCGUCUCCGACAACCUGGCGGUCUGCGUGGGCUGGUGGAGCAGACGCGACCAGCGGCCGCAGGGUGCCGACAGUGACCUGUGGGCCCUGCUGGGCCAGCUCUUCCUGACGCGGGACAGGUCGGAGUUCGCGACGGCGCCAGGCGCCGCCCGCGCCCAGCAUGGUGGAGGCCUUCGGCUCGUCGCACGCGCUGGACAGCCGAGGCAGCUGCUUGCGAUGCAGGUGUUCAGCCUCCCGCGCCGCGCGCUCGCAGUGGAUGGCGUCUCGCUGUCCAGGGGCCUCCCGCACAUCGGAGGAGGUCGGCCCCGCGCCUCCCACAUUCUUCGGCUCCACGAGCGCCUGGGCGUGUGGUUCUGCGUCUGCUGCGGGUGCUUCGUGGCCGCUGCGGGCCGCGUGGUGGGCCUGGGCCUUCGGGCCAGGUGCCUAGGCCGCCCUUCGCGGGCUGGCCGUGACUGCCUCCAGCGGCUGGCUCGAGGCCUGUGGCCGAAGGCCAGCGGACGGCGCAGGUUUGUGAGGAAGGAGGCCGAGCUGCAGCUGCUGCACGUGCCGCAGGCCGCCGAGGCCGACGGCGCGCUGGACGAGGUGGCCCACCUCGCGCUGGACGACUCGAUCGGAGACGCGCUGGGCGACUCGGUCCUCUCUUCCUCGCCUCCCCGCGGCCUCCCAGUGGACGCGACCUUCCCCGACAAGGUCGCCUUCCUCCUCAGCGCCGUCCGCGGCGACGCCUUCUCGGACGUGGUGGUCGAGGGCGCGCUGGACCUGAAGCGGCGGCGCCUCGCGGCGGCCGCCAGCGACGACGCCCUCUCGGACGUGGUGGUCGAGGACGCCCUGCGGGCGCGGGCCAGUGCCGCGCCGCGCCUGCCCCGCGCCUCGCGAGCCGCCGAGGGCGGCGACCGCUGA
Molecule: messenger RNA, 2949 nt
Organism: Prorocentrum cordatum
Lineage: Eukaryota; Dinophyceae; Prorocentrales; Prorocentraceae
Source: the annotation of a GenBank genome assembly